This is a messenger RNA of Gymnodraco acuticeps, 1996 nucleotides long. RefSeq names its product transmembrane protein 275-like. The transcript has 2 exons. The record is from RefSeq and is a predicted model, not a curated record. Lineage: Eukaryota; Metazoa; Chordata; Actinopteri; Perciformes; Bathydraconidae. The coding region runs from base 564 to 1151 and encodes 195 amino acids.
AAAAAGCAUUUGAACUCCAUACUGUUUCAGAAAUAAUCCUUGAUGUGGUUUGGAACUUAAUAUGGCGUUUAAUCACGGCAGCAUUUAGCUGAGUAUCUGGGUAGCAUUUUCCUGCAUGAGCUCUCCUCUCUUGCUAACAGCAAAUAUACUUUUAUCAUGGUUUGAUCUUACUUUUAAAGAAGCAGUAAUAACACAUGAACACCACCAUGUGUAUUUGAAUGUCUACAGACUGCUCAGAUAUUCCUCAAUGCAUCAUUGGCCUAUGUAGAUGUAUUCAGUACACACAUGCACCCACUUAAUCACUUCUUUGCCAUUGUUGGUUAGAAAGGUUUGCUUCAGAGCUCUGCAGCACCCCAAGUGGUCCAUUUUCAUUAUAACGAGCUGUGGUGUGUGAGCAGCUUCUCACUCUGCAGCUCACCUGCAGGAGGGACAGAUCUCACAGACUCCUGCACAACAUGAUGCUCUGAUCUGAGCCUCUUCAUCGUCGCCCUCAUCUCUCUCUUAGGCGAUGAGUUCAGUCAUCAUCUGAUCUUUUGUGGGUCUCAGAAAUCUUUUCACGAGACAUGGUGCUACCUGAAAAAACCUCCAAACCAUGUGCCCCCAAGAAGACCCCCAGACGCGCUCUACUGCAUCAGAGCCUGCCCUCCCCGGCCCUGUGCUGCGCCUGCGGCCUGUGCAUCAUGCUGGCCGGCAUCAACAUCACCCUGGUGGGAGCCUUCGCCUUUGGCACCUUCAUGCCUUCAGGAAACCCCCCAAUCAUCAUCGGACCUCUCCUUUUAUUGAUAGCAUUGGGCUUUUUCACAGGGUGCUGUGUGGGCAGCAGGAGGCCCCCGGCAAACAUGGCCCGCAAGGCUAAAGGAGGCGAGAAGUGGGGGCUGAUGAGGAUGGGGACGGCAGCUUUUGAGAUGGAGACGAGCGAGCACACGCUGCAGGACACCACGGCCGUCCAGCUCAGCCCCACCAACUCCCCCAGCUCCUCUCACAAGUCCAGUUGCAGCCGCGGGGGGGACGCCGGCUGCCAGGAUGGAGCCGGGGAGCUGCACAUGUCUGAGAUGUCAGGCCAGGGUGUCACGGGAGAUAAGGGCGCCGUGACCUCUGACAGGAAGCUGAGCAGUCCCACACAGAUGCUGCAGAACACUUCCUCUACAUAGCAUGGACUUUCUUCUGAGCAUUGAUGUUUGCUUUAUUUGUUGCUGUUAACAGAAUCAGAAUUCGUUUAUUAGUUCCCCAGAAGAGGAACAUUGACAGUGUAACAGCAGAAGUGGCCCAGCAGGUAAAAAAGGCAAGCAAUAAUGAAAAAGAAAAGCACACAUAGAAUAGAAAUACGUACACAAACCAUGGAUACAAAAUGUGUAGCAGCAAAUUAAAAAAAUGAAGUGAUGGAAAUAACGUCGACCGUGUAAAGAUAAAAUGUUGGGACAUCUAUAAAAUGGUAGGCUUUGUCAUAAAAGUGACUAUAGCACAGUGCAAUUACAAACAAGUGUUUACAUUUCAAGGAUGGACAUGUUGGGUUUGACUGCCAUUUUUAAAGAGGAAAAAAAAAGACCCUGAUGAAUGUCCAAGACUGCAGAGUAAAAUGUGAUGCGCUAAACCUCUCUGAUUGUAGCUUCUUCGAUGUGUUCCAGUUUGUUGUUGAACGUGUAUUGCUAAAUCCCAGGGUGUACAUUGCCAGAAACAGGAGAUGAUACCUUAAUUAAAGUGCCAGUUUGCGUACUUCUCUUUUAAAACACCCACUGGAUCGACUGUGGUUAGUACUUAUCAACCUCCAAGCUUCUCUGAGUCAUGAAAGCUGUUCCUGUGUAAACUAAAUAACCAUCCAUGUGUUUUUUUCACGCGCUUUAAGAGAAGUGUUAUCAUUUUUGCUUUUAAAUGCUUGCAUCCGCUGCUGAGUGAGUAAUCUGUUGUGUCCAGAUGGGUAUUCAAGAACAAAUUAUUAUUAUGUGUCGUUGUUGCUGCAGGCGUCAAUACAUGUUGUGGCAUCUUUCCUUUUUAUAAA